This is a messenger RNA of Sporothrix schenckii 1099-18, 2802 nucleotides long. Its product is annotated as alpha-L-rhamnosidase. NCBI's taxonomy places the organism in Eukaryota, Fungi, Ascomycota, Sordariomycetes, Ophiostomatales, Ophiostomataceae. The record is from RefSeq and is a predicted model, not a curated record. Bases 1 to 2802 code for a protein of 933 amino acids. The transcript has 2 exons. Gene Ontology annotation, biological process: carbohydrate metabolic process.
AUGGCGUCCGUCGUCGACGUCCGUUUCGAACACUACCAUGCUCGUAACACGAUCGGGAUCCAUGAACACUCGCCUCGCCUGUCGUGGCGAAUCAAGGAUACUCGGGAUACUCCUGGUGGCUACAGGCAAAGCGGGUGCGAAAUCGAGCUGUAUGAAGUCAAGACCGGGUCGGGAUCUCAACAUCGCCAGUGUCUCUUGUCAACCGCAAAGCUCUCGACAUCAUCAUCUACGCUCGUCCCGUGGCCAUUUGAUCAAUUCCUUCGAUCUCGUCAACAAAUUUCUGUGCGCGUGAGGGUUUGGGACUCUGCCGACGACACCACCACCACAGCCACGCCGUGGAGCGAGCCUUCCGUUUUAGAGACCGGUCUGCUAGAACGAAACGACUGGAUAUGCGACCGAAUCGCCGCACCCUGGGCAGGAGACGCAGCUGGACCACAGCCAGAGCACCUGUUCCGGAAGGAGUUUUUGCUUGUAAAUGCUGCGGUUGACCACGCCCGUUUGUACAUUACGGCCCAGGGGGUGUAUGAGGCGGAAAUCAAUGGCCGCAGAAUCGGGGAUUAUUUUCUUGCACCCGGCUGGACAGCGUACGACCGCAGGCUACAGUACCAGACGUAUGACGUCACAGGUGACCUUUUGGCUGGCUCGAAUUGCCUCGGCGUUCGCAUCGCGGAGGGCUGGUUUUGCGGGCGCAUCGGCUUUGAAGGCGGCCGGCGCAAUAUCUGGGGCCCGCACCCGGCACUAGUGGCACAGCUCGAAGUUACGUAUACGGACGGCCAUGUACAAACGAUCCGCACUGAUGGUUCCUGGAUUGUCACGGAAGGCCCCAUCCGGCUCGCAGAAAUAUACGAUGGCGAGAAGUACGACGCCACAAAGGAGUUGGACGGCUGGUCGUCCGUAUCUACCGCCACCUUGGGGUCCCAUCAGAGCGGGUUGCCAAGACCUUCUGACUGGCAGCCUGCCCUGGUAAUGCCACGAUUGUCCGACGUGGUAGAGUUGACAUGCGGCUUUGGCGAGCCUGUACGGCCUUUGGACGUGAUCAAGCCUCUUGCGUUGAUGCUGACGCCUUCGGGAAAAACGAUUAUCGACUUUGGCCAGAAUCUGGUAGGCUAUGUCCGACUUGGAAACAUCAGAGGACCACGGGGCCACAAAAUCACAAUCUCCCAUGCCGAGGUCCUGGAAGACGGCGAACUGUGCACGCGACCACUGCGUAUCUGCCAGGCCGUAGACGAAUUCACACUUCGAGGCAGCAGCAGCAACAACAAUUCGGCAAGCGAGCAGUAUCAGCCGCGCUUUACAUUUCACGGAUUCCGUUAUGCCCAGAUCGAUGGAUGGCUCACCGACAACGCCAGCGCUGACCUCCUCUCCUCCGUCGAAGCAGUCGUCUGCCACACAGACAUGAGCAGUGCCGGGUCCUUUUUGUGCUCCGAGCCGCUUCUCAACAAGCUGUACGAAAACGUGAGCUGGGGAAUGAAGGGCAAUUUCUUGUCUGUACCGACAGACUGCCCGCAGCGGGACGAGAGGCUGGGAUGGACGGGCGACUUGGCUCUGUUUGCGCCGACCGCGGUGCUCGUCUACGACUGUUUCGGCAUGUUGCGCAACUGGCUCAUCGACGUCGAGCACGAUCAACGCGUCUUGGGAGGCGUUCCGCCCAUGGUGAGCCCGAACGCGACGUUGCCGGAUCCAGUGUGGUGCCGGAGAAUCCCGUGUGCCAUCUGGCACGAUGUCACGAUUCUCGCGCCCUGGGCGCUGUAUCAGGAGACGGGCGAUGCGAGCAUUUUGGCGCAGCAGUACAAUAGCAUGCGAAUGUGGAUGGACAAGCUGCCGAGAAACAAGACGGGCGCCACCCACUUGUGGGAUACGAGCGUGUUUCAGCUUGGUGAUUGGCUCGACCCUGCUGCUCCGCCCGAUCAGCCCUGGAAAUCCGCCACGGACGCCAAGAUGGUUGCAAACAUGUUCCUCAUCCAGAGCCUCGACCUGAUGUCGCGCAUCGCCAGCAUUCUCCAAAAACCUGACGAGCAAGCCGGUCUGUACGCGGCAGAUGCCGUCGCCACACGUACACAGUUCCACCAAGAAUACGUCACCGCAAAUGGCCGGCUCGUCUCCGACAGCCAAGCUGCCUACGCCCUGGCCAUGGGUCUCGACAUUCUCGUCGACCGCGAGCAGCGUGUGCGUGCCGGUGCCCGUCUCGCGGAGCUCGUCCGCAAGAACAACUUCCGCAUCGGUACCGGGUUUGCCGGUACGCCGUUUGUAUGCGAGGCGCUAGCCGCGACUGGCCAUGCCCAGGUGGCGUUUUCGAUGCUGCUAGAGCGCGGCUGCCCGUCGUGGCUGUACACUGUCGAGCAAGGGGCGACAACCAUGUGGGAGCGCUGGGACAGCCUGCUGCCGGACGGGCGGGUCAACCCGGGCGAGAUGACGAGUUUCAACCACUAUGCCUUCGGGGCGGUGGCCAAGUUUCUGCACGAACGGGUGGCAGGGCUACGACGGGUUACACCGGGGUGGACAGAGUGUGUUGUCGAGCCGGCGGUAGGGGCCACCUUUACGUCGGCUUCGUCAGAACACGUCACACCGCGCGGAACCAUUUCAUGUUCUUGGAAAACUCACGUACUCAACCAAGCUGGUACAGAGGGCCUAGAGGCAAUGGAGUUGAGCAUCACAGUGCCCAGGGGUACCACCGUUAAUGUCGUUCUUCCGACAUGUGAAGGCACAAAAACACAGUCUGUCGGUACCGGUUACUGGUCGCUAAAGACGGAGUUUAAGAGGAACUACAAAUGGCCUGUUCCAGCUUUGAAGCCAAAGUCGUAA